AUGGGCAACAGUGAUUAUGAUUUGGGGGAGCUUCUGAUGGUUCUUGGGGACCUCCACGUCCCUCAACGCUCUCUCUUUCUUCCUCCCUGUUUCAAGCGCCUUCUCAAGACCGACAAGAUUAAAAGGGUCGUUUGCACGGGGAAUGUCGGUUCCGAGGACAUGCUGGACCUUUUGAAGGACAUUUCUCCCACCCUUUACAUCGUUCAGGGCGACUAUGAUUCCGACUUCAAGCAUCCGGAAACCCUCACAUUCUCAGUAGGCGAUCUCAAAAUUGGUGUCAUCAACGGGUACCAGGUGCCGAUUUGGAACAACAAGGACAUGCUGCUCAAGGUCGCCGUCGAUAUGAACGUGGACAUUCUAGUCUACGGCCACACCCACAUGAGUGACAUUUCAAAGUACGGCGGCAAGAUUUUUGUCAACCCUGGGUCCGCAACAGGCUGCUUCCAGCCUUGGCAGCCCAACUCGACUCCCACCUUUAUGCUCAUGGCCAUUCACGGCUCAAAGAUUGUAAUAUAUGUUUAUGAGGAGCACGACGGCGAGGCUCAGGUGAUCAUGAGUGAGCUCGACAACGUUGAGUCCUCUGGCGUUAAGGCCUCAAACUCCGCUGAGUCGCCCCUUCCGACCCCUAAAAACUCGCAGAACUCCGCUGAGUCUUGA
This is a messenger RNA of Theileria orientalis strain Shintoku, 657 nucleotides long. Its product is annotated as vacuolar protein sorting. Bases 1 to 657 code for a protein of 218 amino acids. Gene Ontology annotation, cellular component: endosome; retromer complex. The transcript has 2 exons. Gene Ontology annotation, biological process: retrograde transport, endosome to Golgi; intracellular protein transport. The record is from RefSeq and is a predicted model, not a curated record. Lineage: Eukaryota; Apicomplexa; Aconoidasida; Piroplasmida; Theileriidae.